AUGUUCCUUCUACGUCUUUUUGUCGGCAGUAUUCUAGCAUCUUCUACAAUAUCCGCCCAACAUGUCUCCAAAUGCGCGGGUAAUGUAUGCUUUGCCGUCAAUGUACCAGCAUCGACUGUUUCGGGUGGCUCAGGGGACAUAUACAUCCAUAUAAGCGGACCAGAUACAAUGUCCUGGAUAGGCAUUGGACAAGGCUCUGGUAUGAGAGGUUCCAAUAUCUUUGUGAUAUAUGCCGAUGCGGCUGGAACCAAUGUCACUCUCAGUUCUAGGCACGGCGUUGGACACCUAGAACCGAAUCCCGACAUCUCUGCUCAGGUGACUCUACUUGAUGGUUCCGGGAUUUCAAAUGGUCAAAUGGUAGCCAAUAUUAAAUGUUCAAAUUGUGAUAGCUGGAGCGGUGGAUCCAUGGGCUUCACUGAUGCUUCCUCGGAGUGGAUUUGGGCACACAAGACCGGCGCUGCUUUAUUUUCCAAUAGAAAUGAUGCAAGUAUUGAAUUUCACGACGAAUUUGGACUCGCCAAUCUGAACCUGCAGACAGCUACCGGCGGAGAAAGCGCGAAUCCAUUUUUGACGACUGGAUCAGUCCCUACACCUAGCCAAACAUCCUCUGGGGCUAAUGAUGCUACGACUGGACCAUCUGACGCAGGGAGAGUAGCCAUCGCACAUGGAGUUUUGGCUUCCCUUGCCUAUGUCAUUCUCUUUCCUUCUGGUGCGAUCGCAAUUCGAAUUUUUAGUUUUCGCAAUUUGCUAUGGCUACAUGCCGGGUGGAUGAUCACCGCUUACAUGAUUGUACUUGCGUCCGUUGGAAUGGGUGUAUGGAUGGCUUACUCGUAUCAAGCUCUUGGCACCGCUCACUCAAUCACCGGUCUUGUUGUUGCUGGAUGUUUGUUACUUCAACCUAUCUCAGGAUUGACGCACCACCUGCUGUACAAGCGUCAUGGUAGCCGCAAUUUUGCAACUUAUCCACAUGUCUGGUGGGGUCGCGCAAUUCUUAGUCUUGGUAUUAUUAACGGUGGUUUGGGUCUAAGGUUAGCCGAUAACAGCAAAAAGGGUGAGAUUGCGUACGGUGUGAUAGCAGGUUUUAUGUGGACCCUGUGGAUGGCGGCCAUUCUACUUGCAGCAGCAAAGAGCAGAGGAAGUCGUGGAAGUGGUAUGGAUGAAUAUGGAGACUCGGUAAUACGGGAGAAGUCCAGCACGGAAGGAUCGUACUUUCAUGAUAACACAUCGCCGUCUCAAUCCAUGCAGGGAGCACCCAACACUACAGGAUUACCCAUCUCUAAUCGUGCUUAG
This is a messenger RNA of Sclerotinia borealis F-4128, 1290 nucleotides long. NCBI's taxonomy places the organism in Eukaryota, Fungi, Ascomycota, Leotiomycetes, Helotiales, Sclerotiniaceae. The record is from the annotation of a GenBank genome assembly.